This is a messenger RNA of Linum trigynum, 4673 nucleotides long. The record is from the annotation of a GenBank genome assembly. Lineage: Eukaryota; Viridiplantae; Streptophyta; Magnoliopsida; Malpighiales; Linaceae.
ACGUAUUUGUUCCAAUUAUCUUCUUCACGAUACUAUAUGCACGUUCCUCGCGAUAACAUACAUAAUUGUAGAAUGCUAGCUCUCUGCGCAAUUGAAUGAAGGGUUCCUUGGUCUUUUUAGACCAAUUAUUUUUCUACCUUGCAUUCUCGCUUUUCGUGGUGUAGUUCGCUUCCCUUUUAUUUGGUUUGUUGAUGUGACUUGAAUCGGACUAUCAGCCGCUACGACUGGUAAUCGGGGGUCUCGCUGUUAUUUGGGUUCGGGUAUUUUGGGCCUGGUCUGUAACCGUUUCCUUUGCUUGAUUGGAUUAGGUUUAGACCCCAAGGUGACCCAAGGUAUUUGACCCCGGGUGACCGGAAUGACCCCGGGGUGGGGUUGUUUCCGUCCAAUAAAAUAAAAUUUUCUUAGGGUCCACCACUAAUAAUAUCCAAAUAAUUCAUUCUUAGAUAAUAAAGAAUUUUAGAUUAAUAUAAUCAUUAUUUUCAUAAGUAAUCACGAUGCAUUUUCAUAUUUUCAAUGUAUCCAACUAAGCAAUCAUUAGCAAAUUGGUGGCAGUACUUUGUUGUUCUCAAUCUUCCCUAAUUCUCUUCUCAAAUUCUUAUCUCAUAUCAUAGAAACUCAUAUUUCUAUAACAUUUUGUCUUAGCUUUUGAAUAGGUACCAAUCAAUGCUGGGAACGGAUUACAAAACUGCAUUGUGAGAUGGAGAUUGCUUGAUCAGAUUGACAAAGAAAAGAACUCAAGACUACAACUUUACAUGCGCUUUUAAGAUAUGGGGAGUAGUACUUAUGUGCAUGGUGGUCAUGAGCUAGAAAUGUUAGUUUUCAGAAAGAUAGACAGAAGAAAGUGCUCCUUUGCUAUUUUGCCUCACUGAUCUCUUUCUUUUGAGCCAUGGAGAAAUGGAGAAAGAACACUGCCUUUCAAUACAACUUCAAUUUAAUUUCUCAUCCAAUUUUUUUGAAUCACCAUGUGGCGUGAGGGCCAGCUCAUGUAUGUCAUGUAAGCAUAAAAAGGCCUAAAACACCCUGUAAGAGCUAGGAAGUCCAACCCCAUCACCGUUAAGUUUAUCAUGGCUCAAGCAGCAACCACGAUGACCGAUGAUAUUCACCAAGAGGAGAUCCGGCAGGGGGAAAACACGGACGGUGGCCGCAAAGGAAUCAGCACCAUGAAGUAUAUUGUUGGUGUUGAAGCAUUCGAGAAGGCGGCCACUGUUGAGUCGACGGCCAGUCUGAAUCUGUAUCUGAUCAUGGCGUUUUAUAUGAAAACGACAACGGCCAACGCACUGCUAAGCGUGUUUAACAGCACCUGCAACGUGGCGGUGCUAGCGGGAGCCCUCCUCGGCGACGCAUAUUUCGGCCACUUCAGCGUCGUCGCCUGUUCGUGUGUGUUCAGUUUCCUCGGCUUGGUGCUUUUGGGGCUGACAUCGAUCCCUGCCCUCCACCCCAACUGCCCACAAGAUCUGGACCACGCGUCAUGUCAAGCGACGACGGCAGGGCAGUCCCUGUUUCUUCUCCUCUGCUUCGGCCUCCUCGUUAUCGGGUCGGGCGGGAUCCGGUCUUGCACCGUUGCAUUCGGAGCGGACCAGCUCGAUUCCGAGACCGAGUCAGAGAGGAAGGCGGUCAGCAAUUUUCACAAGCGCUACAAGUUCACAGUCAAGGCUGUCGUGAUGGUCUCGGGCACGGUCUUCGGUUGGGCCCAAACGGCUAAGAGUUGGUUCUUCGGCCUGCUCGCGCCAGUGCUACUGUUGCUUUGCUCCAUCCUUAUUUUCUUGUGGGUAGAUACAAAGGCAUCUUUUUCAUCGCCAAGCCUUGAGGAAGUCCUUUGCCCAGCGUGGUGCAAGUACUCGUUGCUGCUUUCAGAAAGAGGGGAUUGGAGUUUCCAGCAACAACAGAGUACUGAUCAUCUCUUUGAUUUCUUCCCAGCUGGACUGGACAUCAAUUCCAAGCUUCCCCGUACCACUCAAUUCAGAUUCUUGGACAAGGCAGCCAUUGCCACUCCACACGACGAGCUCAACCAGGAUGGGUCGCCUAAGGAGCCAUGGAGCCUUUGCAGCAUCCAACAAGUGGAGGAAGUGAAGAUCUUGCUGAGGUUGCUCCCCGUAUGGGCAACCUUCGUACCCUUCCAACUUGCCAUAUCCCAGCUCCGAAGCUACGUCGCCAUCCAAGCUCUGCAGUCCGACACCAAACUGUUGGGGUCGAACUUCGAAAUCCCUGCGCCAUUCCACGAUGUCUUCUUCAAGCUUGCUGCCGCAAUUUGGAUCCCCAUCUACGCCAAACUACUCGUCCCGGCAGCACAGAGGAUCACCCGAAAGGAAGGCGGGAUCACGGUGCUUCAAAGGGUUGGGACCGGGCUGUUCCUAGGGGUCGUCUCCUUGGUCGUGGCUGGCUUGAUUGAAGAGAAGAGGAAGAGGAUGGACUCGUCCAUGGGGAGCCUGUGGCUGAUUCCUCAAAUCGCGGUGGCCGGAGUUGCGAAUAAGAUGGCACUCGUUGGAUUGGUGAUCUUCAGCGAGCAGGAGUUUCCGGAGAGAAUGAAAGUUGUUGCUUGGUGGGCGCCGCUCUUCCUUGCUCGAGGGCUUGGAUAUUCCUUUGCUGGACUUUUGGUGUCGGGGGUUCACAAAGGAGGAGGAGACUGGCUUCCUGAUGAUCUGAAUCAAGGCAAGCUGGACUAUUACUUCUACUUGAUCGCUGGGCUGCUACUUAUGAAUUUUGGUUGUUUCAUUUACUGUGCUGGCAAAUACAAGUACCGAUGCCAAGUUGAAGUUAAGCAGGAAGGAGCAACCGAUGUAGCAGAGUAGAUCACUCCUUUUGCUUGUAAUCUUGUGAAACUUGAUGUCGUGCUAUAUGUUCUUAUUAUGGUUUAUGGCCGGUGAUGACUUGAUUUUUCUCUUCAUUAAUGUUGCGGAUGGAUGAAUGGUUUUAUGAAAAGAGCUAGAGAUCAAUUUCCGUGGUUGGACUUCAGCAGCUAAUAAUUAAUUAAUAACGCAAGGAUUGUGCAAGAGCGCAAGGUACAAAGCCAUUGCUUCAAGUGAAAGAUUUGGACGACGCCGCUUGGCUGGGGAGUGGGGAUCGCUCGCCGGAAAGACACCAAGGCGAUUAGAAACGUCGAAUAUGAAGGCGAUUGCUUUGAAGCAGGGGAUAGUUGUCGAGCAGGAAGGAUGCUUCGCUCAUCCCACAGUUGGGAUGGGAGGUUGAGCACGCUCUUCCUUCUCAACUGUUAGUCCAUUAAUUUCUCUUGAGCUUUGAUUAUGUUCCCCGACCGUCGGAGGAAAUUGAGAAUUUGGGUUUUGACUUUUGUGGGAUUUCGGAGAGGGUCGCCUGCCCUGUCUGUAAGAGAGAAAAGAGAAGAUUUAUUCCGACGAGAGGUUUACAUACCUGAAUCCGAUCAUUGCACCGCCACCGCAGACUCUAUUCCUUCCUUCGUGGCCGCUGACGACAGAAUUGCAAAUUGCAAGGGGGAAGGAGGAAAUCCUGCAGGUUAAAAUCAGUUGGCUUGAUUCAUUUUGCUAAGAUCCAGUUUUGCGCUUAGGUUAUAGUUUACGAGAUGGGCCCAAUUCCAACCCAAUACACAGUUGCAUCAGCUCAACCCAGCCCACAUAAACAGAGGAUCGCAUAGACUCCGAAUUAUGGCUCCAUGACUCCAUCCAUUGAUCUUCUUACCCCAACACGCCUGAUAAAUCAGAAUUGCCGAAUUGGUACCUGCUUUUUUCAGUUGGGUUAUUCACCUCACAUUCACAAAAUCACUAUGGUGUGAUAUUUAAAAAAAAAUAUAUACAAGGAUUUAAUAGAUAAAAUAUCAGAAUCUAGAGAUACUCAAUAUAAUGUGUUGUUUGCAUUAUUAUUACUGAUGCUUCUUUGGCCCUUUGUGCAAUUUAUAUUUUCUUUCAAUAAUAUUUGAGGAUUUGAAAAAUAUAUUAAUAGACAUGUGUAGUAUUACUAUAUAUAUAUAUGUGUGAAAAUUUGUGUUAAUGGAAACAUUUGAAUCAUGUCAAUGUUUGUAUUUUCGGAACACUCAUUCGUAAAGCGAAAUGACCUAAAAUUCAACUCUAAUAUUUUGGUUGGGUCAGUACUUGACCCAAAAUCAACCAAUCUGAUAUGACCCGACCCACUACGACCGCGUAACCUGAGAUCACACAAGCCAACAUAAUGGCCAAGUCUAUGAUCACUUGAAGUUGGAACGAGGAUCAUUCCAAGAAACAACACAUUUCUAGUUCUAUGAAAAGUAAAACGGUAACGAGUCGUAUUUAUUAACAUAAAACUUAUGAGCACUUGGAAGGUAAACUUAAUUAAUAUACUCUCGUCUUAAGUAGGGUGUUAUGUUUGGAAAGUAAUUGAUGGCGAUAUGAAAUAGUAGUUAAUGUGGGAGAAGAUAUUGCAACGAUGUGACAACAUAUAUAAAGACUCUAAACGCUUAGAGACAACCUACAGAAAAGAGAAGAGUAGAAUUAGUAGUACUACGAAUUGAUAAGUAAUGGAUACUACUAUUAGUCAGUCCAUCACCAUAUUCCUAAUCACUUUCUUAGUCUUGCUUCCCCAAAACUCAGCCAAAUUCUGGUGGGAAGUUCAUUAUGUCCACAUACAAAACCACCUGAGUGACCCCUCAGCCCAGUUACUAGUGCACUGCAAAUCAAAGGAUGACGAUCUUGAACUUCAUUAUAUUGCAGUAAACGACGAAUUUCAAU